This is a messenger RNA of Desarmillaria tabescens, 1005 nucleotides long. RefSeq names its product glycoside hydrolase family 16 protein. Lineage: Eukaryota; Fungi; Basidiomycota; Agaricomycetes; Agaricales; Physalacriaceae. The transcript is spliced from 11 exons. The record is from RefSeq and is a predicted model, not a curated record. Bases 1 to 1005 code for a protein of 334 amino acids.
AUGAUUUGGCCUAGAAAUUCCUGCUUACAACUGCUGAUCCUCCACGUUCUUUUUUACUACCAGCUAGGCAGCGCCUAUGACAUUGUACGGGAUUACUCGGGCAGCACUUUCUUCGACCGAUGGGACUUUUUGGGAACUGGGAUAAUCUCACGUUGGAGAGUGCAAGGGGAUGUAUGGUGGCUUAGCAAGGCGGAUGCCUUUGCUCAAGGCCUAGCGUAUGUAAACAAUGCGGGGAAUGCAAUUAUAAAAGUCGACAACAUGCACAAUGUGGUGUAUGGCCAAAAGCGGAAUUCGGUACGGAUAACGUCCCAAGACAUAUACGCUGUUGGCAGUUGUGGAUCAUCGAUGUCAAACAUAUCCCAUUUGGAUGUUCGGUUUGGCCCGCUUUUUGGACCACAGGCUAUCAAGAUGAAUGGCCCGUGGGAGGCGAGAUUGAGUGGCAUGUUCCCGAAAACCUACAGUAUCAAAGUGGAGCAACUACUCAAACGGACUGUUCUCUCUCUUCUGGUUGUACGGUUUCUCGAGUUGAAGGAAAACAGUUUGUACACUGGUCUCGCUGAAGCCGGUGGAGGGGUAUGGGCUACACAGUUCGACGUUUCUGGAAUUUUCAUCUGGUUCUGGAGCCGGCCGAACGUUCCUGCUUCGAUAUCUGCAACAACAGCAUCGACAGGCGUUGACCUUUCUGAUUGGGGACCGCCUUCCGCUAGCUACCCGGCGACUUACUGUAAUAUCCCAGAAUUCUUUUCUGCUCAGAACUUAGUCCUUGACAUAACUCUUUGUGGACAAUGGGCCGGCCUUUCAAAUUUGUACUUCCCUUCGUGCGGAUCUGGCACAGGCACAUGCUACGCCGACAGCGUUGUGGGGCCUGGUUCCACUUUCAAUGAUGCCUAUUUUGAAAUAUCCUACAUUCGCGCUUAUACUACUGGAGCACCUGCGCCCACACCGAAUGCGCUGGAAAUGAUAUACGACGCCUAUAGACAGAUGUAUCAUUUUGGAUCUCUUUAG